CCCAACUCUUGUACAUUAGGUACCUAAGUAACUUGAAGACGGAAUUAAAAGGAAGAAACUCGUUUAUCUGUCGCGCGCAAAUCUCCCUCCGUAUAAAUAUUAUCAGAACACUGCGACGAUGAAUAACGAACAGUUUCGUCGACUUGUUUCUACCAGCACCCCGAAACCUUCGUCAGAUAACAAUGGCGCAUCACCAGGCGCGGCGACUCCUCGAGGAGGAGCCCUUGGAUCUAGACAGAGGUCGAGCAUCCCCAUGACGCCUCGUUCAGUUGGCCUUCAUAAUAAAUCCGACUUCGCGCGACAGCUAGCAGAGCGUAACCACGGCGGCGAGAAACAAGCGAAGAAAUUCAAGUCGUACGAUCCCAAGGGCAGCAAGUUGGCAGAGGGGUAUGUGGACCGUUCUCGCAAUAGAACAUCGGAAGAGGAGGACGAACGAGCUGCCCGGAUAAAGGCGCUAGAAGAAUCCCUCAAGAAGGAAGAGAUCGACCAAGAAACCUUCGAUAAACUGAGGAGCGAAAUUGCCGGUGGCGAUUUGUCUAGCACUCACUUAGUAAAAGGCCUCGACUUUAAGCUUCUCGAACGAGUUCGAAAGGGCGAAAAUGUUUACGGUGAAGAUGGCGCGCAAGAAGAGGCCCCCGAGCCGGAAGACGACGUCGACGAGGAACUCGACCAACUAGAAGAAAAGGAAGUUGCAGCGGUCGCAAGAGAGAAGGCAGCAAAGAAAGGACAACUAGCAACAGUGCCGUUAAAUCCGUCCAAAAAGCGAACGAGAGACCAGAUAUUAGCCGAAAUGAAAGCAGCAAGAGAAGCGGCAAAGGCUAAAGAGGAUACAGGUUUGGGGUCCAAGUUCAAAAAGAUUGGUGCGAAGACUCCUGGGACGAGGAUAGAACGAGACAGCAAAGGCAGGGAAGUAUUAAUAGUGGUGGACGAAGACGGCCACGAGAAGCGAAAAGUUCGCAAGAUUCAACCGGGCGUCGAGUCUAAAGAAACAUUGUUGAAAGAUAGAGAUAUGAUGAUGCCUGACAAAAAUGCAAAACCUCUCGGCAUGGAAGUUCCAGAACAGUAUAGAAAGCAAGUUGAAGAGCCGGACGAUGAAGACAUCAACAUUUUCGACGACGUCGGUGACGACUACGAUCCCCUUGCCGAACUAGAGGAAGACUCCGAAGACGAGGACUCAUCGGCGAAGAAACCGCAACCGUCUGACACCACUACCAAGGAAGAUAAAGCUGCUAUGCCUCCUCCACCGCGGCCAGCUACUACUACUACUACUACUACUACUACUACUACUACUACUACUACUACUACUACCACAACUACAACAGAACCGCGGAAUUACUUUAAGGAUUCUAAGACUAAGCUGGUGUCAUCCGAGUCGCUUAAGGCGCCGUCUAUGUCUGAUCCCGCAAUCCAAGCAGCUCUCAAGAAGGCCGCAUCUCUCAACCCUAUACCUCGACCUACAGAAGAAGACGACGAGGAAGCACGUGCCAGAGCAGAGCGUCUCAAGAAGAUGCUGCAGAACAACGAUCGCGACGCGGAGGAUAUGGAUCUAGGCUUUGGCACGAGUAGGUUUGAGGACGAAGAGGACUUUGAAGAGGAGAAGGUCAAGUUGUCGGAAUGGGGGCGCGAGGGAGACGAUGGUGGCCAUGGUGGCGGGGGCGGUUCCAAACGGAAGAGGGGGCCGAAGAAGCGGAAGGGAGAUGUUAAUAAUGCCGCGGAUGUCUUGCGAGUCAUUGAGAAGCGGCGGGCUGCUGAAUGAUCGGUAUGAGAUGAUGCUAGUUACUAUAGUAGUUAAGAAGAGGUAUAGUUAAGACUUGGCUCAUCCUUUGAAAGCUUAGGUACGAAUAAUAAAUAAUUAAUCAGCCAAUGCAGAAGUGA
Daldinia caldariorum is the source of this 1875-nucleotide messenger RNA. RefSeq lists its product as uncharacterized. NCBI's taxonomy places the organism in Eukaryota, Fungi, Ascomycota, Sordariomycetes, Xylariales, Hypoxylaceae. Gene Ontology annotation, biological process: mRNA splicing, via spliceosome. The record is from RefSeq and is a predicted model, not a curated record. The transcript is spliced from 2 exons. The coding region runs from base 119 to 1756 and encodes 545 amino acids. Gene Ontology annotation, cellular component: nucleus.